AUGGCUCCAGGUGUCGGGGGAAAGAGGAAGAGAGGUGACAGAUCGUGGUCGGGCGAUUCGAUGAACGACAACCAGCGACCUUCGCCUCAUCGACCAGGAAAUCUUAACAUGGCGCAACAUAACCACGGUCCGCAUACCCCUCAGACUCAUCAUUAUUCUGAAACACGUGGAAGGGCACGAAGGCAAUUCAGUCGAGGAGGGAGGAAUAAUUAUCCCGGCCGGAGACUUAGCAAUGAUAGUCAAAACUUUGCCGGUGGCCGGAAGGAUGUAAUGUCCCCCACCAAUACAACCCCGGCGAAAGACAAUACAGACCAAGGUCAGAUCAAUGGUGCUUCUUCAGCAGUGAGCCAACCGCCGCAACCACUGUCUCCUUCGCCUGCUCCUACGUCUCAGUCACCGUCUCAAUUUCAAACCCCUGCCCCGUCGCAAUCCCAAAUGUCCCCUGUCAUCCCCCCUCAACCUCCUUCAGAGCCACUACUGCCAUACGCCUACGAGUACGUCACCGAUACUAGAAUUGAAGAAUGGGUUUCUACAGGCAGGCAAAGAUAUGUAGAGGAUGGAGUUCAAGCGAGGAACGAGCAAGAUUUUUCAAAGCUCGCCUCUAUAUAUCAGGAGCUUAUUCGAAGUGCUUUUUACGGACGACUGGGACCAAAGGAGGCAGGCGAAGCAGUUAAGAAUAUUAUUGGAGAAGAUGCUGUUUCUCGAGAUGUCGACAUGCAAGGUGAAGAUGAAACAGAAGCUCUCGACACGCGUGCUCUUUUCCUUGACACCCUCUUUGCUACUAACAUCAAUGCUGGUCUCAUGCGUCUCCAACUCGACACCCCACUUCUGCAGGCCUUAGGUCUUGUCCGCGACACAUUCGCUCGAAUGGGUAUUCGUAAACAGACGAAUCUCCUGUAUCGACAAUCGAACUACAAUCUCUUGCGGGAAGAAUCGGAAGGGUACUCGAAAUUACUCACAGAGCUUUUUACAACCAGCAACAAUGAACCGCCCUCCAGCGAAGUUGUUGAGGAUACUUUUGAGAGGGUGAAGGCCAUGGUUGGUGCAUUUGACAUGGAUGUUGGACGUGUUCUCGACGUAACUUUGGACGUUUUUGCUGCUGUUCUUGUGAAGCAGUACAGGUUCUUUGUGAAGCUCCUUCGCGCUAGCUCCUGGUGGCCCAAGGAGGACGUCUUUCGUAACAGCGGCGACAACCGUGAUUCGGGGCUUCCUAACUGGGCUCUUCCCGGAUCGUCGGGAUGGGUCACAACGGAUGAAGAACGGGCUGAAGCGCUGCAGGCCAAUGAGCAACGCGACAAAGAUUUCUGGCGCAGAGUGGGAGAAAUUGGUAUCCGUGCUUUCUUCGAGAUUGGCCGUCGACCGGUCUCUAAAGAAGAGUUGAAAAGAAUGCUCCCAGAGUCAAAUAGUCUCUCCGAGGAGGAGAUUCAAACGCGGAAAUGGAUCGAGGAAACAGGAACAUUGCCUCCCAAGGGAAAUCGUGUGGCGGCCCAGCUUCUCGGGUUUAAACUCCGCUUCUAUUCAUCCAGAGCCCGCUCGAAGUCAGAUUCCCUACCGGACAACCUUAUAUAUUUGGCUGCGCUGUUGAUCAAAGUUGGUUUUAUUUCGCUGCGCGACUUGUAUCCUCACCUCUGGAGGUCCGAUGACUCCAUGGACGUUCUAAAAGAAGAAAAGAUAAAGGAAAAAGCAGAGAGAGAGAGAGCAGCGCGGCCGGGAGGGGGAGUGAAUGCAUUGAUGAUGGCUGGCGCCCUUUCGGAUGACACUCUGCCUAUCCCACGUAUUCGGGAAUCCGAAACCCGAUCAGCAACUCCCGGCAAGGACCAAGACGCGGACAAAUCCACGGCCGCGAAAACCGAAGAAGACGAGCUUCCCGAGCCGUCAGACCAGAAAGUGUUGCUAUUAAAGAGUCUACUCGCAAUUGGUGCAAUUCCCGAGUCCCUUUACAUCAUCAGCAAGUUCCCUUGGCUUAUGGACACCUAUCCUGAACUGCCUGAAUUCAUCCACCGUAUCGUCCACCAAUGCUUAAGCAAGGUCUAUUCUUCUUUGCGCCCAUUGCCAUUGUCAGAUGAUAUCAAGGGCCAGAAGCAGAUACCAAGCCAUGAUCAGAGUGGAGUGGCAAAGGGCCAAAUCCGAUCAAUCGAAGCCCCGCCGAGACGAGUCCUGCGGUGGGCUCAGCUAGACAAAGAGGAUACAAAUGAUGGGACGGAUUACAGGUUUUAUUGGGACGAUUGGGCCGACAAUGUCCCUAUCUGCCACUCUGUUGACGAUGUUUUUGCUCUCUGCUCCUCUUUCCUCAACCUGUCAGGGCACAAGCUCGGACAGGAUGCAAUCUUAUUAACAAAGCUUGCAAGAAUUGGCAAGGACAGUCUCAACAAGGACGGUUCACCAGAGAAUUUGUCUCGCUGGCGGGAUCUUUGCAAACGUCUCUUACUUCCGUCGAUCAGUUUGACCAAAGCAAACCCUGGUGUGGUCAACGAAGUGUUUGAUCUUAUUGGUUUCUUUCCUAGGGAAACACGGUACAAUAUGUACGCUGAAUGGUACUCCGGCCAAACAUCCCGCGUCCCCGAUAUCAAGUCAGCGUUUGAUCAAGCGAGAGCAGAGACAAAGGAUGUUCUCAAGAGGCUCAGCAAGACAAACAUACGGCCAAUGGCACGGGCUUUGGCCAAAAUCGCGUAUGCUAACCCUGCAAUUGUUAUUCACGUCGCCAUUGGUCAGAUUGAGUCGUAUGAGAACCUUAUCGAGGUCGUUGUGGAGUGUGCAAGAUACUUUACUUAUCUUGGAUAUGACGUCCUGACUUGGGCGCUUAUCAGUUCUCUUGGCCAUAAAGGACGAAGCCGAGUUCAGGAAGGUGGAUUAUUGACAAGUCGAUGGUUGAAUGCGCUGGCCGCUUUUGCAGGAAGAGCGUUCAAACGGUAUUCGGUCAUGGAUCCCACUCCUGUAUUGCAGUACGUCGUGGAACAGCUUCGGCAAAACAAUUCCACAGAUCUCAUUGUGCUAGAGCAAAUGAUUAGCUCUAUGGCGGGUAUCAUUACCGACACCAACUUCAACGAUUCACAAAUCCAAGCCAUGGCGGGUGGUGAAAUCCUCCAGGCCCAAACAAUCCUUCAAUUGUUGGAUCGGCGCCAUGAGUCAAAGACAACAUCGCGGCGCCUCCUGAAGGCACUCACCACCUCCAAACUUGCUGGUCAGCUUCUUAUUGCCAUUGCCCAGGAACGUUGGACUUGUAUUUUCAAGGAAUCCGAAGGCGAUACCGAGCUUAAGUUGCUGGGAAACGUAUUCGAUGAAAUCCACCGCAUCCUAGCUCAAUAUCUUGAUCUGCUUCGUAGCAACUUGACCGCUGAUGAAUUUGAUUCCUUCGUGCCGGACCUAGCCUCCCUUAUAAGCGAGUUUGGCGUGCAGCCUGAAGUCGCGUUCUGGAUUCGGCGACCGAGUAUCGCUCGCAAAAUAUCUGAAAAUGAGAAGACCAUGCAGGAGGAUGGUUCGCUCAAAGGCGGCGACAGCCAAGAAAAGACUCCAUCUAAGACCGGGACUGACAAGAUGGAGACAGCCGAUGAAGGGGAGACGAUGCCUGCAGAGGCUGAAUCAUCGCCAGAUACUUCAAUGGAUGUUGACAGAGACCAGGACGAGAGGUUGGGAGAUGCAGACGCAGUUGUUAUGGUUGAGCAGGCCCCAGUGGUUACUGAAACCCCGCCACCGACACUGAACCCAGUCAUGCAGGACCUCCAAGAACAAGUGAAAUCCACCUUGCCCCACGAGACUUGGGGCAUUGUCGGCUUGCACUUUUACACGACCUUUUGGCAAUUGUCGCUCUACGACGUACACAUACCCCAGAAAGCAUACGAAGAUGAGAUAGAUCGCCAGAAGAGGAAAGUCAUGGCCAUAAGUAGCGACCGAAUGGAUAUCAGUGUGGCCGGGACCCAGAGGAAGGAGAGGGAAAAGAAGCAAAUUACUCAACUGCAGGAGCGGAUACUGGAAGAGAACAAAGCCCACUUGAAAUCCUACGGCCAGACGAGGACAAAACUACAAAAGGAGAAAGAUCGAUGGUUUGCUGGCAUGCGAGGCAAACAUGACUCUCUGAACAUUUCUCUCCUUGAGCAGUGCUUCCUGCCACGGCUGCUUCUGUCCCCGAUUGACGCAUUCUACUGCUUCAAGAUGCUGAAAUUCCUUCACACCUCCGGAACCCCCAACUUCCGCACAGUUGGUCUUUUAGACCAAUUGUUUCGAGAACAGAGACUAGCUUCUCUUAUUUUCUUAUGUACGUCAAGAGAGGCAGACAACCUUGGCCGCUUUCUCAACGAGGUAAUACGCGACCUUGCUCGCUGGCAUGCCGACAAAUCGGUCUAUGAGAAGGAAGCUUUUGGAAUGAAGAAGGACCUGCCUGGAUUCGCCAUGACGGUUGAUCCUGACGGUAAACCUACAACCUUUUUGGAAUACGAGGAUUUCCGUCGACUUCUAUACAAGUGGCACCGACUUCUAGCUUCCGCUCUCAAGAUUUGCUUGAAUGGGGGCGAGUACAUGCACAUUCGUAAUGCUAUUAGUGUGCUUAAAGCGGUCGUGCAAAAUUUCCCUGCCGUGAAUUGGAUUGGCCGUGACAUGCUGAAUAGUGUGAACAACUUGAGUCAAAACGAUGAGCGAGACGAUGUGAAGAUACCGGCUGCUUCCUUGAUCGGUGACCUUAACCGGCGGGAGAAGAAAUGGAUGCUUCCGCAGGCCUUCAUGAUUACUAGCCAGCCACUGCCGGCGAAGGGUAAUCUGCCAAAGACCGAAAAUUUAGCGACUGAUAAGGCUGGGAAGCCAGGUACUCCUCGUCCUCAAUCCACUACCCCUACGUUGAAUGCUACGGCACCCGUAUUCAAGCCACCAGCCACCAACGAAUCCCAGGGUACCCCCAAACCUGAAACAUCCACCAAUGCUGAAGUUGAAGAUGGUGAAAUCGAGGAUGCGAAGAUGACCGAUGUGGUUACGAAAGCUGCAGAAGAGACAGAGCAAUCACAACAGGAACAACAGGAGCAGCCUGAUGUUGCGCACAACCAGGGCGACGAUUCGACCGCGACAGGACAACCUGGUGCGGAAAUUCCAGCCUCCGAAGAAGGGCCCACCGACGAUAACCCUCCAAGAACAAAUUCCGAGAACCAAAUUGAGGAGGACCCGUCUUCUCAUCCCCAAGCUUCACCUCCUGAAUCUCGUGCGACACCUAAAGGAUUUGACCAAAGUAGGCUGUCGAGUAUCCCCAAACGCCCUGAGACGGAACGCACCCCAUCAAACAAUCAAAACGUUCGAUCUCAAACACAUACUCCAAUGCGUAACUAUCGGGAUGAGCCAAGGUUGCCACCCCGUCCGGAUCUACUUGAGGACCGACGCGAUAGAACUGCGGAUUAUCGGGCUGGCAGAUUUGGUAAUGAUCACGAUUUUAACCGUCCGUUUGAUCAGCCCAUGGCCGAUGGAAGAAACUUUGGUCGCCUCGAUAGGGGAGAGUAUCCACCACGGGGGCCCAUGGAUGAGCCGUUCCGUCCGCAUCCCUAUCGAGAAGGACGCCCUCCACGCGAACAGGAUUGGCAUGAUCGUUCCGGGCGUGUGCGCCCUUCCGAAGUGCGCCCUGGCCCAUCCACGCACCCUGAUCGUGUAGAUAGAAUCCGUUCGAUGCGACAAGAGAAAGAUGACAGGAGAUCCUUACCAUCGAGAACGCUAUCACCUCCAAGAGCGGAACUUCCUAACCGCCCAGAGCGGUUCCCAGCUGAUGACCGGCGAUCUGCCAAUUAUACCCAAGCCCAACCACGGCAUGAAGAUUUGCCUACCGGCCCGCGGAGUGAGCGACUUGGACGAGCUCCUAUGGAUGGAAACGACUCGAGAGAGACUGUGCCUGGCAUUGAUCUUAACCAUGGUCGUCUACGUCAGCCAGAUGCGCCUGCGGAUAUUCCUUCGGGACCUAGAGGAAGGAAUAUCUCAGGCCGAGGUGGGCGCGGUGUGUCGGGUAUGUCGCAUCCACCACCGUCACCUGGAAAUGGCCCAGCCGAACGUCAGCCGCCGACCGGUCCAGGCCGACAAGGGAUGCGUGGUCCUGACCAAGGUUCAUCUGCGCCCGCGGGCGACCCCUCACCGGGUCCUGAGAAGCUCGAUGUUAGUGGGAUGCACCCAGAUCGACUUAAGGUCCUUCAACAGCAGCCUCAGGACGGUUCAUAUAGCGGCCCGGUACGCUCCCAUCAUCACCAAACCUCAGCGCCAGUUAUGCCACCAUCUGGACCGCGUAGUGGACUUGGACCCCCUUCAGGACCGUCUUCUGCAAGUCGUGGCCCUGCUUCGGGAUCUGGUCCCGGCGGUGAGCGAGGGCGAGGAGAUAAACGUUUUGCUGGCAUCAACAACAUGCUGCAGCAGUCUGGUGGGCCAUCGGAGCGCGGAUUUGGCCCCGCGAUCCGUGGCCGAGGUGCGAAUCGACAGACAAACGCUCCACCCCAGACAACUCGACAACUGAGCCCUGUAGGACCCGAGGAUAGUGGACGUUCUAUAUCAGUUCAAAACCGGCCCGAUCUUUUGGCCGGUAGAUCGACUGUUUCGCAGCCAGACGAUGCCCCUCAGCGGAACCGACGGGUUGAUCCGGCAGAUGAAGGGUCGUCGGAGUCACGACGGUCUCAACGCUACUCAUCAGGAGGUAGCCACCCCCACGACCGUGAUCGGGAUAGGGAUAGGGAGCGAGAUCGCGACCGGGAGCGACGAGGAGGCGACGAAGAGGGAACACGCAGUAGUAGUCGUCGAGAAGAGUACAGAGAUCGGACUCGGGAUUAUGAACGCGAGCGCAGUCGGCGAGGUGAUGCAGGAGCGGGUGGUUCCCGAGAGGAACGGCACGAGUCUCGGGAAGUUUCACGACGAGGCGCUGGCUCUCGCGACGAUAACCGCCGACGGCGAGAUCGGGAUGAGAGCGCCGCCGACCCUGCUCAGACGGGCCAAGAACAGGAAGGGCGCCUUCGGCCUCCAUCCUCGCUCGGCGGCGCACCUCCGCCACCUCCACCACCCCCUGUGACCAGUGCUCCCGAAGAAGAUCGCCGUUGGGGUGGAAGGGAGGUGCGGGACCGAAACCGUGAUCGCCCGCGGGACCGCGAUUACCAUCGUGAUGGUGGAGGUGGGGGGCCUCAUCGGAAGCGUGGACGGCCUGGAGGAGACGAUGGCGGCCAUGUGGAUCAUGGCGGCCGUGGAGGUACGCGGAUGGGAGGUGAAAGCAAACGACCUCGCCGUGGAGCUUGA
This is a messenger RNA of Aspergillus tanneri, 7233 nucleotides long. It is a transcript of the gene THO2, whose product is annotated as putative THO complex component (Rlr1). NCBI's taxonomy places the organism in Eukaryota, Fungi, Ascomycota, Eurotiomycetes, Eurotiales, Aspergillaceae. The transcript has 3 exons. Bases 1 to 7233 code for a protein of 2410 amino acids. The record is from RefSeq and is a predicted model, not a curated record. Gene Ontology annotation, molecular function: mRNA binding. Gene Ontology annotation, biological process: mRNA processing; mRNA export from nucleus. Gene Ontology annotation, cellular component: THO complex part of transcription export complex.